AGUCUUCAACAAGUAGGUUGGGACCGACAGCCAGAAGGCAGCAAAAGUCUUAAGUCAAGUACAAACUGUUUCCAGCAAGUGAUAUUGAACAAGACGAAUAUACAUACAUAUUUCGUUACUUAUACGUUUUCGCUAAAGUGCCGAUGCAGCUUAGGUGCAACAAAUACAAUUCUUUUGGGUGCAAGCAACAGUUAAAGCUAAAUACUUUAAAAGAUAUUUAUUCCACAAGACUAUUAUAAAAGAACAAAUACAAAAUGGAAGGUGAGUCCACAGAGUCGACGCAUAAUACUAAGGUGUCCGAUUCGGCCUACUCGAAUAGCUGCAGCAACAGUCAAUCGCAGCGCAGUGGCAGCUCCAAGUCCCGUUUGAGCGGCAGCAACUCCUCCGGCAGCAGCGGCUAUGGCGGCAAGCCCUCUACCCAGGCCAGCAGCAGCGACAUGGUCGUCAAGCGCAACAAGGAUAAGUCGCGCAAGAAGAAGAAGGCCAAAACGGCUGCACAGGCAACAACAACAAAAACAACAAACACCAAAUCCCUGGAGAAGGCCGAGGAGCCAUUGCUGGCCAGCCCGAACAAUGGCAGCUGCGAAAAACAACAGCAGGAGCUGCAGGAGCUGCAGGACACACAACAGCUCCGCGAAUCGACGCCAAGCGAUCCGCACGAGCUAGGCGACAAACCGCAGUCGGAUGACGACGUGAACGAGAAUGACCCCAAGCCGGAGCAGGCCAAGCAGGUGGAAACAAUAACAGCCAAAAUGAUCAUACCCGGCAGCCAGCAGCCGGGCGGCAAUCCGAUGACGGCCAGCGUUACCGUCACCAUCGAUGGCUGCCACGGUGCGGAGAAGACGGGCGAAUGGGCGCCGGGGCGACUGGAGUCGCAUGCCGCGUGCCUCGGCAAACAGCAGUUGCAGCAGCAGCAGCAGGACCGCGCCAAGGAGGACAGCUUCUCUUGCAUCAUCUCCCUGCACGAUGGCGUUGUGCUCUUCACCACGCCCAAUAUAAACGAUAUGCUGGGCUAUCCCCAGGACAUGUGGCUGGGACGAUCCUUCAUCGAUUUCGUGCACAUCAAGGAUCGCGCCACAUUCGCCAGUCAGAUAACAACGGGCAUACCCAUUGCCGAGUCGCUCUGCAGCCAGUCCAAGGAAGCCCGAACGACAUUCUGUGUGAUGCUCCGGCGUUAUCGCGGCCUAAAAUCUGGUGGCUUUGGUGUCAUCGGACGUCCGAUCAGCUAUGAGCCCUUUCGGCUCGGCCUGUCGUUCCGCGAGGCACCCGAGGAGGCGCUGCCGGAUGGCUACACGCUCUCCAAUGGCACCAGUAUGCUGCUCGUCAUCUCAGCCACGCCCAUCAAGAGCAGCUACAAAGAGCCAGAUGAGUUUCUAUCACCGAAGGGCCCCAAGUUUGCCAUACGCCACUCGGCCGAUGGCGUCAUUUCGCAUGUGGAUCCCGCUGCGGUGUCUGCACUUGGCUAUUUGCCGCAGGAUCUCAUUGGACGCUCGAUUAUGGAUUUCUAUCAUCACGAGGAACUCUCUAUCAUUAAGGAUAUCUACGAGAAGGUCAUGAAGAAGGGCCAGUCCGCUGGCUCCGCCUUCAGCAGCAAACCCUAUCGUUUUCUCAUCCAAAAUGGUUGCUACAUACUCCUCGAGACGGAAUGGACCAGCUUUGUGAAUCCCUGGUCACGCAAACUGGAAUUUGUCGUGGGACAUCAUCGCGUAUUUCAGGGUCCCAAGCAGUGCAAUGUUUUUGAGUUAGCGCCAAAUGAAAUGCCCAAGAUAUCGGAGGAUUUGCAGGAACGGAACGCGCGCAUUAAGGAUGAUAUUUUUAAGAUGCUGACGGAGACGGUGACGCGUCCAUCCGAUACGAUUAAGCAGGAGGUGUCGCGUCGCUGUCAGGCUCUGGCCAGUUUCAUGGAAACGCUCAUGGACGAGGUGGCCCGGGCAGAUCUGAAGCUGGACUUGCCGCACGAGAACGAGCUGACCGUGUCGGAGCGUGAUAGCGUCAUGCUGGGCGAAAUAUCGCCGCAUCACGACUAUUAUGACAGUAAGAGUUCCAUUGAGACGCCGCCCAGCUACAAUCAGCUAAACUAUAACGAGAACCUGCUGCGUUUUUUCAACAGCAAGCCCGUCACCGCGCCCGUAGAGAACGAUCCGCCAAACCUGGAGUCCUCCUAUGUGAGUUGCGCACGCGAGGAUGCUCUCAGUCCGGUGCAUGGCUUUGAGGGUAGCGGUGGCAGCGGCUCAUCUGGCAAUUUAACAACCGCCAGCAAUGUGCGCAUGAGCAGUGUGACAAACACUAGCAAUACGGGCACCGGCACCUCCGGCGGCGGCGGCGGCGGCGGCGGCGGCGGCGGCGGCGGCGAUAAUUCCGCCAGCGGCGGCAGCAGCGAUCCGUUGCCGGUCAACAUAACUCUAACCGAAAACCUGCUGAACAAGCACAAUGAUGAAAUGGAGAAAUGUAUGCUAAAGAAGCAUCGAGAGUCGCGCGGACGCACCGGCGAAAAGUGCAAAAAGUCCGUCAUUGAGAAGAUGCCCGAAUUUAGCGGACCCGGCCAUGGUCAGACCAUUAAGCGCGGCGGCACCCACUCCUGGGAGGGUGACGCCAACAAGCCCAAGCUGGCGCCCAAUGCGGGCACAAGCCCAGCCGAGGACGGCCAGAUGACGACAACCAAAUGGGAGGCGCCCAUGACGGUCAGUCAUCUGUUCCAGAGCAGCUAUAACUUUCCGCAGAGCAUCAAUCUAUGGCCGCCGUUCUCGCUGGGCCUGACCACGCCCACGGUGCACACAACGCACACGUCAAUUGCCCAGAAGAGCUUCUCGCAGCAGCAUAGUCUAUUUCCUGCCUUCUACUAUAUACCCGGACCGCUGGCCAGUGCCGCAGCUGGAAGUGCCGCAGCCCAGAUUAGCGUCAGUUCCAGUGCAGCAGUCCAGCACAGUCCGAAUGCCGAAGGCGACAUUCCGAGCACAUCCCAGCAGGAGCCGACAGCUGCGACUCCCAUGCACAUGCCAUAUAUGGCCGGCGUCAUGUAUCCGCAUCCAUCGCUCUUCUAUGCGUACCAGGCGAUGCCCUUCUCCAGUGUCUCGAGUGCCGUCCAGAUGUCCGUGCAGUCCACUGGCUCCCAGUCCAACAACAACAACAACAAGUCUAUCUAUACGGCACAACAGGUUAAGAUGGCACCCGUGCCCACGACGACAACCCAAAAGCCGGGCGCCUUCCAUUCCAUUACACCCGCACAGCUGCACAAACCCGAUCUCCAGGACACAUUGGUCGAUGCGGAAACCAGCCCAAAAAUAUCAGCCCAGGAUGCGUCCAAACAGGAGCUGUCUGAGUUGCCCAAUACAUCGGCGACAGGUUCGUCCGAUCAACGGAACAAUUCCAACAAUCCAAAGAAAUACACGGAUAGCAAUGGCAACAGCGAUGACAUGGAUGGCUCCAGCUUCUCCUCCUUCUACUCAUCCUUUAUCAAAACAACCGACGGCUCUGAGAGUCAGCUCGACAAUGAGAAGGAGACGAAAGUUCGCAAGCUUAAGCGUAUAAAAACGAAACCCAAUUUCAAUUUCCAUCAAUUUUUCGCAGCCCAUCGUUGAGCAUCCGGAGGAGGACCAGACGCAGCACGGCGACGGAUAGCAGGCCAAGGGACGGCUCUAGUUGUGUCGAAUCCUAACAUCCAGUUGCAGCAAUAACCCAGGCCGCAAUCCCGGAUCCAGACGAGCCUCGCCUGGACAACCAGACCAAACGCUUGAGCAUUAUUUAGUUUUCCGUUUCGUGUUUAUCUACAUAGAUUCAUUUAUCCUGUUUUCUGAUCAAAUUCGGUUUUGUACGUGAAAAAAAGGCAACGUUAAAAAACAAAAAAAAAAACAUUUACACCAAAUUAUGUGCCCAAGCGAGAAAUUUCAUAUCCCAAUAAAC
This is a messenger RNA of Drosophila montana, 3900 nucleotides long. RefSeq names its product period (gene per). Lineage: Eukaryota; Metazoa; Arthropoda; Insecta; Diptera; Drosophilidae. Gene Ontology annotation, molecular function: transcription corepressor binding; transcription cis-regulatory region binding. The coding region runs from base 255 to 3578 and encodes 1107 amino acids. Gene Ontology annotation, biological process: circadian regulation of gene expression; negative regulation of transcription by RNA polymerase II; entrainment of circadian clock by photoperiod. The transcript has 9 exons. The record is from RefSeq and is a predicted model, not a curated record. Gene Ontology annotation, cellular component: cytoplasm; nucleus.